AUGAGGUUGUGGCCUACCGUGGUGCGAGAAAAGCACCGAGACUUCGUGGCAGAGCCCAUGGGGGAAAAGCCAGUGGGAAGCCUGGCUGGGAUUGGUGAAGUCCUGGGCAAGAAGUUGGAGGAAAGGGGCUUUGAUAAGGCUUAUGUGGUUCUUGGCCAGUUUCUGGUGCUAAAGAAAGAUGAAGACCUCUUCCAAGAAUGGCUGAAAGACACGUGUGGUGCCAAUGCCAAGCAGUCCCGGGACUGCUUUGGGUGCCUUCGAGAAUGGUGUGAUGCUUUCUUGUAG
Molecule: messenger RNA, 285 nt
Organism: Myodes glareolus (Bank vole)
Lineage: Eukaryota; Metazoa; Chordata; Mammalia; Rodentia; Cricetidae
Source: RefSeq, a predicted model, not a curated record